Amoebophrya sp. A25 is the source of this 3392-nucleotide messenger RNA. NCBI's taxonomy places the organism in Eukaryota, Dinophyceae, Syndiniales, Amoebophryaceae. The record is from the annotation of a GenBank genome assembly.
AGACGGCAGUGACUACAUCCUCGACAAAAGACAAAUAGCAACUCCUGCAUGUUUCCUCAUAGUUUCAAUUACGACAAGCGACAACUCUUUAAGUGACUGUAGACCACUCGCCCCUGGUAUUCGUGCCUUGCCAACUGAUAUCCUUUAUUCAUCUUUUCGAAUUCGAUUGUUGAUACAUUAUAGCGAAUACUACAAAGAUGUCGUCUCACAGAAAGUUUGGUGCUCCUGCAUGGGACAAAGCUGGGCGACCCUCGCAGGCUGCAGCCCGUCUUGCUUCAUCUUCCAGGAAGCCUUUUCGUUUUGUCCCGACUGCCAAAAACAACGACGUGUUUGAGCCCCAGGCCAGAAACGACUUUUCCGUCCAACCAAGAGCAUCGCAGCCGUUCCAUGGUGAUGUGGUUAUGGUGCAUCCUCAAACGGACUACGACACACGACCCCUGGUUGGAGGCAUGCAUCAACCUAAUGAUGGUGGAGGAAACCAGCAGCAGCCCUCCACUAGUACAACUCGCUACUUUUCAAUGCUUGGUCGUGAUCCGGCACCUGUGGCCGACAAUUUCAGACUGCCUAAAAUGCCGCCAAACAAAUCUAAAGAAGCACUAGAACACCAAGAAUUUAUGUCGCUUCUCGCAGGUGUGCCGAACAAUGCAGGGAAAGAUCAGAGGUAUUAUAGCAGCUCGAGUGAUGUUCAGUCACUUUGUGGUCGUGUACUGUUUAGAAUUUAAAAACCGCAGAUCAUCAUGAGAGCCAAUGUCGUUGUAAUAUCACUAUCGUAAACAACCCAUCAUGAGUUACUAUCUAAAUUAAAUAACCAAAAACAUCAAAAGGUGUUUCUCGGUUGUCCAGAAUCGCGUUCUCUGUCCGGGAAAUGGUGUCGGCGGAGAGUAUCCUGUAAAAAGCAGUGCUGUUUUGCCUGUCUCAGUAGCUGAACGACGGGCCCAAGGCCAGAUCACCAUCCUAGAGGAGGUAGCAGCAGAGGCUACAUUUUCCUCCAAGGGAGAGCUCAGCUUAAACCCUGAAGCUGCGGGAGCCUUGUUGGACAGGUUGUGUCGGUUGGAAUUGCCUGAUCGUGAUGCACUGGGAGAUCAAGGCAGUAGCAAUGAUGUCGCAGGCGGAACUACUGGUAGUGUCACAGGUGGACAAAAAGCAAGCUUCUCAGGUGCUUCCACUACUUCAAAUAAGAAGAGUAUCAACAAGGGAGUGCAGCAAGAGCAAGCUGGUGGUUCGUCUUCGUCUGCUCAGAUCUCUUCAUAUAAUAGACAACAACAAUUUGCCGAGGUCGAUGGAAUAUUCCUUGGCGCGAUUGAAACCUUUCGCUUGUUGCAGGCAUUGGAGACAAAUCGAGUAGCACAGUGGCUCUCAGCGGCUGUUGCACGCAGGUUGCAAGAGGAGCGGUUAGCAAGAGCAGGAGGAAAAAAUGGAGGUUUUGGUUCUUCUAGAAUGAGAAGCAGCAAAACAAAGGAAGAUCUGAUGGGAGGGGCUCAACCAGGUCACGCUGUGGACGACGAUCCAGAGGAUGUGAACUCCGUUUUAGAACAAGUUUACGGUUUUCUCUUGUGCAACCAGUUGCAAGAAGCCGUCUCCUUACUCCUAUUGCAGGAGGAGCAACCGCGUGGCCGCUUCACGCACUUGUUGCAGUGUGUCACCGCUUUGGCGCCACCUUGCCACCAGCGUGAUUAUAUGGAGGACCAGCUGUGCGCGUGGGAAGCGUCAGGCGCACAAGAAGUGAUGCCGCCAGUACUCUGGAAAAUCUACUCACUCCUCGCAGGACGAGUCGGGAUUGCAAAAAUAGAGGACUCACCAGAAGACGGUAAAAAUAGAGCGAGUAGUCCUCUAGGAACAUCCUCGUGGCAUGUGAGAUUAGCUGCGCAUUAUUGGUAUCGCAAUUGCAGCAAACCUGGAGAAGAAGCCAGCUUAGAGGCGUCUGUGAGAGCUGCUAGUAGUAGGAAUAUUUCGAAGAACAGCACAAAAGACGAAGAUAUCAACGUCCUCGAUGAGGGCAAUUUACAACUUGCGCUGUUUCGGUAUAAGGUGGGACAUCUAGAUUGUAGAAGUCUUGCAGACUUUGAAAGCGACGCUAUCGAAACCAGUUGGACGGUGGCCUUGCUAUUGCGUUCUCUAGGCAAAUGCGGUGACGAACAUGCGACGAGAGAGACAGGUAAAAUUAUCAUGCAUGCAAUGAAAUCAUUCGAAGAUACGGAAAAAAAAUGUAUACUAUACAUAGUUACCCGAAACAAACUGUAAACUCAGAUAACGAACUUGCGCAACUAUGAAAUCAUUCGAUACUCAAAUAAAAUGUAUAAUGGUUACCCGAAACAAACUCUAAACUCAGAUAACGAAUUUGCGCAACUAUGCGAACGCUUAGUCCUGCAUUUGGAGCGAAGUGGGGCACCGGAAUGGGCUGCUUUUGUGGCUGGGUGGAUUCCCUUUGCGGAUAUUAAGACCCGAAUCCUUAGACAACUGCUGAAUCAGCAUCCCUUUGACGAUGAGCAGAUUGUGGAUAUGCUGAGGGCAUGGAAGGUACUUACAAAUGGUUUUAUUGAUUCAACGCCAUCGAUUAAUGAAUAAUGGUAAGUUUUGAUCCUCUAUUAUAAUUUUUGUCUCAUUGUGUCUUCGAUAGCCAAGAACCCGUAGAUGAAAGUCCCCACUGUUACUCACACAGGUCCCAGAGAGGUGGAUCCUUGAGGCGCGUUUGGCAAGAUUUGAAGCCUGCGAAGAGUGGACUGGCGUUGCUGACACUCUGCAGGAUCUCAUUUUAGUCGCCGAGGGAGCCGGUGAAGAUGCUAGAGGGACGGUAUCGAAAUUGAUUGCUUGGUCACAUACUUAUUCAAAACCAGCAAACACUUAUAUUACCAAACUUGUUGAAAAUUGCGAAUUUUUUUCUUCCGUCGGUAUCCAGACUUCGUCAUCAGGUAUCACCUUUUCUCUGAAAUUCACUUUCGCCCACAAAAACACAUUCAAAACAGUUAAAGCAGCUCGUCGCGUGCGUUACAAAGCAUGUUUUUCCGACUGUCGUGCUUGGUCUAGUAGAUCGUGCAGCGAUGGAUGACGGUAGUGGGACAGGCGUUAUGGUGCUGUUUAGACGCGAACAGAACCAGAAUCUUACAAAACAGGGACACCAACAAGGAACAAUGGGGGACAUGCUGAACCAGCAGGAAAACAUCGUACACUUACAACAUGACGAACUGUUCCAGUGGUUGUUGGACAAGCUAAACUUCGCAGUCGCCCGCGACCCACGACUGCAGACGGACAUCGAGUUCGAGCUGCUGACGCAAUAUCGACAUCACCUAGCCUCCGAAGGAGAAGACCCUUUCCUGGUGCCUUCUGACUUGUUUUCAGCAGUGGUGUCAUUUUCAAGGGAUCCGGCAGAGUGGCGGGAUGGAGCUGUAUUUUGA